Thamnophis sirtalis is the source of this 1291-nucleotide messenger RNA. The record is from RefSeq and is a predicted model, not a curated record. NCBI's taxonomy places the organism in Eukaryota, Metazoa, Chordata, Lepidosauria, Squamata, Natricidae.
AAGCCUUCUGUCAGUCUGAGAGCUUCUUGACUUUGGGGUGGGGGUGGGGAGUCCACUUCUUUGAAUCUGUCUCCGCCUCCUUCCCUUUCUAGCCUUGCUAUUGCCAGUGUUCGGGAAUGUGGCGAAUUGGCUUCUGGAUAGAGAAGGAAAGAAGGGACAGAGAAAAACCUCCAAGUAGGUGUACUUUGCUGCUGCUUGCCUUUUCCCGAUGCUCUUCAUUGGCUGCCUGGUCUUGCCCCCUGGGAUUACCCUCUCUCUUUAGAUGCACAAUACAAACCUCGGCGAGCUGGUUGCCAACAACAACCCAAAAAUGCACGACAUCCCAAGCGCCGGCGAAUAGAUCACCAUGGGAAAAGACGUACUCGGUUCGAACAGGUUCUGUCGAUUGUCAGGGAGCUCUCCAGGGUCCUGAAAACUCGGCAGCUUUUCCUGCUACUACCGUAGCGAUCUCAUUCCGAACUCUCUGAUCCCUCAGGAGCCUCCCCCUCCCCUUAUGACUUGGACACGUUCUUUUGGGAGGAGGUUGUAAAUACCUCGCCAUACCAUGGCCCACAUUAAAUACCUGCGUGCUGCUGUCUCAGGAUUCUAUCUGUGGGAAGCUGCGGUGCUGCUCAGUUUGGUGGCAACCAAGGAAAUUGACAGUGCGAGAUCCCGUAAUAUACCAAUGUCUCCUUCAGAUUUUCUGGAUAAAUUAAUGGGAAGAAUGUCUGGCUAUGAUGCAAGAAUCAGACCAAAUUUCAAAGGGCCUCCAGUAAAUGUUACAUGCAACAUCUUCAUUAAUAGUUUUGGAUCCAUUGCAGAAACAACAAUGAAUGAAAAUAUUCUUUUUGCUUCAUUUGCUUUACAUUCUUUCAGGCUGACUUUAAUACUUUCCUGUCCAAUGGAUCUCAAAAAUUUCCCAAUGGAUGUCCAGACCUGUAUAAUGCAACUGGAAAGCUUUGGCUAUACAAUGAAUGAUCUUGUAUUUGAAUGGCAAGAAAAUGGUGCUGUUCAAGUAGCUGAAGGACUCACUUUGCCACAGUUUUUGUUGAAAGAAGAUAAAGAUCUUUGUUACUGCACAAAACACUACAAUACAGGAAAGUUCACCUGCAUCGAAGUUCAAUUCCAUCUUGAAAGGCAGAUGGGAUAUUAUCUCAUUCAAAUGUAUAUUCCCAGUCUCCUGAUUGUCAUACUAUCAUGGGUGUCAUUUUGGAUCAACAUGGAUGCCGCUCCAGCUAGAGUGGCUCUAGGUAUAACAACUGUACUCACUAUGACAACCCAGAGUUCAGGAUCACGGGCUUCACUCCCAAAG